AUGUCUGGUAUGACCCGGAGAGAAAUGGAUCGGAUCAAAGGUCCAUGGAGUCCUGAAGAAGACGAUCUAUUGCAGACGCUAGUUCAAAAGCACGGAGCGAGGAACUGGUCUCUCAUUAGCAAAUCGAUCCCCGGACGUUCCGGUAAAUCCUGCCGGUUACGGUGGUGCAAUCAGCUUUCGCCGGAGGUCGAGCACCGUGCUUUCUCGGCGGAGGAAGACGAUACGAUCCUCCGCGCGCACGCGCGGUUCGGUAACAAGUGGGCGACGAUCGCUCGGCUUCUCAACGGUCGCACCGAUAACGCGAUUAAGAAUCAUUGGAACUCGACGCUGAAGCGGAAAUGCAGCACCGCCGGCGGCGGCGGAGCGAUGUCCGACGACGGACAGAGCUGCGAUUUCGGUGGGAAUGGAGGGUAUGAUGGUAAUUUAGCGGAUGAGCAGCCGUCGUUGAAACGGACGGCGACCGGAGGAGCUGUGUCGACGGGGUUGUUUAUGAGUCCCGGAAGUCCAUCGGGAUCUGACGUCAGCGAGCAAUCAUGCGGACCUGUUUUGGUUUUGCCGUCUUCUACUCAUGUUUUUAAGCCGACGGCGAGAGCUGGUGGAGUGGUGAUUGAACCGACGGCGAAAGAUCCGGCGACUUCUCUGAGUUUGUCUCUGCCUUGGGUCAAUGAGUCAGCUCAGGGAAGAGACACGGCGGAGCUUUUUCCGGUGAGAAAAGUGGAAGAAGAGGAGAGAGGGAGAUGGAUGUCGGGGUUUAGUGGAGAUUUCAUGACGGUGGUGCAGGAGAUGAUUAAGACGGAGGUGAGGAGUUACAUGGCGGAUUUACAACGAGGGAACGGCGGAGGAGGAGGAGGAAGUUCGUGUAUGGUGCAAGGAGGAGCUAAUGGCCGUAAUGUAGGGUUUAGAGAGUAG
This is a messenger RNA of Microthlaspi erraticum, 909 nucleotides long. The record is from the annotation of a GenBank genome assembly. Lineage: Eukaryota; Viridiplantae; Streptophyta; Magnoliopsida; Brassicales; Brassicaceae.